Molecule: messenger RNA, 1275 nt
Organism: Zingiber officinale
Lineage: Eukaryota; Viridiplantae; Streptophyta; Magnoliopsida; Zingiberales; Zingiberaceae
Exons: 8
Coding region: 1-1275 (424 amino acids)
Source: RefSeq, a predicted model, not a curated record
AUGACAUUCUCAGUGCUUGCGACCAGCUUCCGGCCAUCUGAGCUCGCUCAAAGGUGGUCCUGCGGCGAGAAUUUCUCCGCAAACCUCUGUUUCUGCCGCUGCUCCAAUCGAUGGUUCGUUUUCCAUCCGAGAGCAUUGGCGGCGUUCCUCCACUGCUUCUGGACCAUUCCCGACGACAAUCCAUCCACCAUCAGCUCCAUUUCAGAUCUGAGGACACAAGCAAGAUCAUGGAACAAAAAGGCUAAGCAUUCUCUUAAAACCAUCCAGACAAUAACUGGAGAUCUGUUUGACUGUGUUGAUAUGUAUAAGCAACCAGCAUUUGACCACCUUUUGUUGAAAAAUCACACUCUUCAGUUAAAACCAAGUAGUCUUCCAAAAGGAAUGAAGCUUACCAAAUCUAAAUCGGCGUCUUUUUAUGGAUUCAAUGAUACUUGUCCUUCUGGCACUGUGCUCGUCCACCGUACUCAGACACAAGAUUUAAUUGAGUCUAAACUCUUGAGAACCCAAUUUAGAGCACAAGCCGACAAAAAUGUGCCAGGAAAUCAUUAUGCAGUAAUUGAAACUCCAAGUGCUCAAUUUUAUGGAGCUUAUGCAAAAAUGGCAACUUAUAGACUUCCAAAUCUACAAACUGAUCAAGUAUCAUCCAGCAGUAUAUAUCUUUCUGGAGAUGCAAAAUCUCCAACCAAUAUGUUGGCAGCUGGUUGGCAUGUUUCAAACACCUAUUACGGUACCAGCUAUCCUCGAUUUUAUACUUUUUGGACUAGUGAUGGUAGUCAAAAAAUAGGAUGUUUUAAUUUGGAAUGUCCUGGUUUUGUUAGCACCACUAAUAUUUAUGGACCUGGAAGUUUUAUUCCUCAAUUUUCCACUUAUGGCGGUGAACAGAAAUAUCUAUCGAUACUAAUUGCUAAGGACUCUAAAACAAAUAAUUGGUGGGUUACAUAUAAUGAUGAGCUACCUCUUGGGUAUUUCCCCAAGGAAUUGGUUCCAAAGAUGAAUGAUUAUGCCGACUUCGUUCAACUGGGUGGGCAAGUUGUGACUCCCUUGGAUGUGCCAAGCCCUCCGAUGGGCAGUGGUCAUCCAAGUAAUGAAGGACCCAAUAAAGCUGCUUAUUUCAUCGACAUUCAGUUUGUUGAUCAGUCGAAUAAUUGGUUUUAUUUGAAUCCUAAGUCUAUUGCGCCUAAUGUUGAUAUCGAUCAUUAUUAUAAUAUAUCGGAUAAUAAGUAUGUAAAUAAUAAAUAUGUUUUUGUUUAUGGAGGAGCUGGAGGUUUCAAAUAA